GUUCUAAGCCAUUGCAAGCAGUUGAACAUCAUGUAUUUGUUGAUGAAAUGAAAAAGGCGAAGUUGUCUUGUAAAGUUACUUCCCAAACAUCUACUCUUAUCAGUUGGACAUUUAACAACAAACCUAUUUACGUUGGUUCGCGAGUGGAAAUAGUCAAUACAUCAAUAAAUAACAGCGUAUACAAUUCUCUUUUUAUCGAUAAUGUCAACGUCAGUGAUAGUGGUACAUACACAUGUUAUGGUCAUUUCGCUGGAGUUUUAGUAGUUGAGACGAUCACUUUGAGUGUGCGAGUAUUGAUGGCACCAAACGUUUCCCUCAACAAUAUUGUACAAAGACAGGAUUCUUCUUUUGAAAUCGAUUGUCAUGCAUCCGGUUAUCCUCCUCCUGAAAUCGAAUGGAAAAAAGACGGCGAAGUAAUAAAAUUUAAGAAAAGCAAUGAUAUAUCUAAAACAGAUCAAUGUGAGGGUAUGAUCGGGGGGAUUUAUAUGAAAUCCAAAGCAGAUGUACUGGUGAUUUGUAAAGCUGAUUACAAAGAGCAUUUAGGCGAGUUUUCAUGUACAGCUCGCAAUUCUCUUGGCAAUAAGACAGCAAAGGCCAAAGUGGAAAUACUUGCUCCUCCAGUUAUUAAGCCAUUUUCAGAGAUUAAACCAGAAAUCAGCCUAGAGUUUACUCUCUUCUGUGAUGCUGAUGGCAAUCCUAAACCUACAGUUUGGUGGACGAAAUUUGAUGAUACUACAUCGAACUUCAGUCCUUUUGAAAAUAGAAGUAAUGUGUUGUAUUUUGCGUCUUUCGAAGAAGGCAACAGUGGAACUUAUCGUUGUUACGCGCAGAAUGGUCUAAAUAUCACCUCGGAAGACCAUGAAUUGGCUUUCGUCGUCGAUGGUCAGCCAUCAAAGCACCACUAA
This is a messenger RNA of Xenia sp. Carnegie-2017, 905 nucleotides long. RefSeq names its product hemicentin-1-like. The transcript is spliced from 4 exons. The annotation marks the transcript as partial. Gene Ontology annotation, biological process: axon guidance; dendrite self-avoidance; homophilic cell-cell adhesion. Gene Ontology annotation, cellular component: plasma membrane; axon. The record is from RefSeq and is a predicted model, not a curated record. Gene Ontology annotation, molecular function: cell-cell adhesion mediator activity. Lineage: Eukaryota; Metazoa; Cnidaria; Anthozoa; Malacalcyonacea; Xeniidae.